AUGGUUGAACCUGCCGAGGCGAAGUGGGAUAGCAGGUUUGCUCCUUUAUGCAUGCUAGUAAAAGAUUGGGCAGGUCGUAAUGAGGUGAAGAGCCCGAAGCUUGGUGGAUUUAACAGUUACGCAAUUGUUUUACUAGUUGUCCAUUUUUUGCAAUGCGGAGUCCGUCCACCUAUCCUGCCAAACUUGCAGAAGUUGUUUCCGGAGAGGUAUGCGCGUAAUAUUAACGGUACGGUUCGUUUCCCUCUUUCACUGGAUUUCGAUGACGAUAUGUUCUAUCGUGAACAUAAAGAAAUAGAAAAGAAUUCGCUGAACGUAGCGCAGCUCUUCAUGCUUUUUCUCGACUACUAUAGCAGAUUUGAUUUCAAGUCUCGUUAUAUUUGCCUUCGUGACGCAGCAAUAAAGUGGAGGGAUGGACGUGGUGGAUCAGGAUCAAUCAGCGAUCUUUUCACCGUUUUUAUCAGAGAUCCUAUGGACGAUCAUAAUCCAGGAAGAACAGUGAGAGAUGUGGCCUAUUUGCAGAAGAAAAUGAGGGCUGCUUUGGAUCUUUUCACGGUUUCUCAAAGGUUUCCAAAGCUUUCCGAUAUACUCACUGCUGUAUAA
Messenger RNA from Necator americanus (New World hookworm), 600 nucleotides. RefSeq lists its product as uncharacterized. Gene Ontology annotation, molecular function: poly(A) RNA polymerase activity. The coding region runs from base 1 to 600 and encodes 199 amino acids. The record is from RefSeq and is a predicted model, not a curated record. The transcript has 7 exons. NCBI's taxonomy places the organism in Eukaryota, Metazoa, Nematoda, Chromadorea, Rhabditida, Ancylostomatidae.